UCAUUCAACCAAAACGCAUCGCAAUGGAUUGGUUUCAAAAAGGUUCUAAAUCACGAGACAAAAACGACACCGAAAGUCUCGGAAUAACAUUCGAACCCAUCAUAUUCCAUCCCGAGAUUAAUGAAUAUGAGACGUGCAUCAAACUUCCAGGAUGCCAAAAGGAUCAGAUAAAGGUAACUUACGAGAAGGCGACGAGGAAGCUCAAGGUGCAGGGAAAAAAGCAGAACACGGAAUUUGUUAAAGAAUUCUCCGCUCCGGCCGACUGCUUAGUCACCGGAAUCUAUGGCCGAUUUUGCGGCGAUGUUCUUCGCAUUAUUAUGCCAAGAAUGCUCUCUGAUCGGUCACCUUCUAAUGAUGCCUCUUCAAAGCAAGAAGACGAUCAAAAGGCUUCUUCUGAUCGGGAAGCGGCGGAGCACGCAGGGGGACAUUGCGAUAAAUUGCCUGCUAGGGUUCCGGCACCACCGCCGUCUGAUCAGAGAUCGACCGAUGAAGUUAAGGAAAUAGGAGGAGAAAAUCAACGGAGAUCUAUGGAUAAGAUGCUACCGGCCAAACGCAAAUGGACAGCUUCUGAAGAUGCCUCUUCAGAGAAAGAAGAUGAUCAGAAGGCUUCUUCGGAUGGAAAAGCGACGGCGGAGGCAGGGGAUUGUCGCGAGAAAUCGCCUGUUAGGGCGCCGGCGGAUCCGGAAUCGUCGGAGAAAUCGAGGCAAAGAGAUAAUGAACUAUUCCCCGAAAUCUCAGCACCACGGCCGUCCGCUAUUGAACCAAGACGCUCAGUAAGGGAACUCAGAGAAAAUUACCAAAAGAAUAUCUCUGAAAUUGCCGCACCACCACCACCACCUCCACCUCCACCAUCACCUCCCCGUUCAUCGUCCCGUGCGGCGGCUACGACGCCAUGGAAUCGGAAAACCACUGGCAUCAAAGCAAGAAAAGAAAAGGAAGAAGAUCAAAAGCCACCGUCAACGGGAGACGCUGAAUCGGAGAAAUCAAUCCUCGAAUCUCAGAAGAACGAGAAGAAGACAGACCAAGAAGUUGCUAAAAAGGCGAAAAUCGUCACUGAAUCAAAAGAAAAUAAAGAAAGUGAAGAGAAAAAACCUAGCGCCGGCGGGAACGUAAUAUUCGAGAUGCUGGCGAAAGUGAAAGAGACCGGCAAGGCGGCGGUGGCGAAGGUGAAAGAGACCGGCGAGGCGGUGGCGAAGGUGGCGAUGAAGGAAGAAAACCGGCCAGCUGUGAUGAUUGGGGCUGCUCUUUUAACCAUUGUGGUAAUUGGAGCUUCGUUGAGGUCCGCCAGAAAAAACAAAAAAUAAUUAAUAUGUAAACAAUGUAAAUUUCGUUGAAUCUAUAUGCAAUAAAUGAUAAUUAAUUUCACAAUAAUUUAUUUGAUAUAGCUUA
Molecule: messenger RNA, 1389 nt
Organism: Cucurbita moschata (crookneck pumpkin)
Lineage: Eukaryota; Viridiplantae; Streptophyta; Magnoliopsida; Cucurbitales; Cucurbitaceae
Product: hepatoma-derived growth factor-related protein 2-like
Exons: 2
Coding region: 24-1304 (426 amino acids)
Source: RefSeq, a predicted model, not a curated record